UCUCCGAAUAAUCGAAAAACAUUGUGAUUUGGUAUCUCUGCAGCUAAAUUGGGCGAAAGAAUAAGGAAUUCACUACCAAGAAUGACCUUGGAUAUGUCAUUUGUCAAGUAUCACGACCGGUUGUCAAUGUCAAUUUGCUUCCGUCUUUCUUCAAAAAACUACCAUGGCGCCCGUAGCAAAGGAAAAGAAAGAGAAAAAGGAGGUGAAGGACAAGUCCAAGAACCCCAUGAGAGAUCUCCACAUCAGAAAAUUAUGCCUGAACAUCUGUGUUGGAGAAUCCGGUGACAGACUAACCCGUGCUGCCAAGGUGUUGGAACAGCUCACAGGUCAACAACCAGUUUUCUCAAAAGCUAGGUACACAGUCAGAUCUUUUGGUAUCAGAAGGAACGAAAAAAUCGCUGUUCACUGUACGGUACGUGGCGCCAAAGCUGAGGAGAUUUUGGAAAGGGGUCUAAAAGUACGAGAAUAUGAAUUGAGGAGGGACAACUUCUCAGGUAAUUGAACUCUUCAUGAAACUAUUGUGCAGUUCAAGUGAUUUACAAUUGUACGCUUUUCACACCCAAUUCAAUACUGCCAUUAGUGCAAUUUUCAUAUUUUGAGUUAACUUCAAAUGCGUCAAAGUUUCAAAUGGAAUAAAGUCUUGUAAAUACAUUUAAAAAAAAAUGUAUUAAAUAUGAAAUGGGUAUGUGGUGCGAGUAAACAUAAGAUACCUAGAGAAAUUGUGAUUUUUGUAUGCAAAUACAUCUAGGAAAACCUCACCAUAUUACUCUGCUGUGUUCUGAUUGAUCCAUAUCCACAAUGGAACAUUAAUCUGGUGUGAAAAAUGACUGUACAAUGCAUUAAAUAUAAUUUCCAAAAAUGUAACAAAACUCUACCAAUAACUCAAACUGAGAUCCAAGUGGUUUGGUCUAGGUUUAAGCUGGUUUUGGUUUAGCCUUUGAAUAUUGGUUUAAGCUUUGGUUUGAUUUAGAAAAACCCAAUGUAACAAUUUUUUUUAAAUGAUUCUCUGAUGUCUUUGUGACCAGUUUCUGUUGUGAAUUAACAGUGCUACUAAAUGCUUUUGAGUAUCAUGAAAAGACUUUUUUUUUUAUAAAAAUGGUUUGACAGAAACAAUUUUCAUUUUAUAUUACAUAAUAGACACUUCUACACAUAUAAAAAAUGCAAACAUCACCAUUUCUCUAGGACUCUCAGAUUUACCUACCACCAUUUUUUGCCUGGCAUAUUGGUAUGAGCACAAACACAAACAGACUGCCAUUUAGUUCAAUAUAAAUUAGCUCCACUAUGUUUGCUUAUAUCAUUUAAAUCCUUUAAUUAUUUGUGAAGAACUAAGAAAAUGCCUUCCGUUAUGCAAAGGUGGACUGUUUAAUUCACCACAGCAGAAAGGAAGGCAUUUCAAUGUUCAGAAGAAACUUGAUAACCGAUUUUCAAAAGAGUAGAGAUAGUUUACAUUGUACUAAAGGGCAUUCUAUGUCCAGUUACUUGUUUGAAAAUGAUCUGUUGCUGUUAUUUUUCAGCAUCUGGUAACUUUGGAUUUGGUAUCCAAGAACACAUUGACUUGGGUAUCAAAUAUGACCCAAGUAUUGGUAUUUAUGGUCUGGACUUUUAUGUAGUGUUGGGCCGACCUGGUUUCAAUGUUGCCCACAGGAGAGCCAAGAAGGGCAAAGUUGGUUCACCACAUCGACUGACAAAAGAAGAUGCAAUGAAAUGGUUCCAACAGAAAUAUGAUGGUAUCAUUCUUGCUAGUAAAAAGUGAGGUGUGAUUAUAUCAUGUAUGUUUUGACAUUUAACAUAUUUGUAUGACUACACCUAAUAAAGUUUGUUUAUAAGAUAUA
Acanthoscelides obtectus is the source of this 1832-nucleotide messenger RNA. Lineage: Eukaryota; Metazoa; Arthropoda; Insecta; Coleoptera; Chrysomelidae. The record is from the annotation of a GenBank genome assembly.